Messenger RNA from Betta splendens (Siamese fighting fish), 2440 nucleotides. It is a transcript of the gene nrn1lb, whose product is annotated as neuritin 1-like b. The record is from RefSeq and is a predicted model, not a curated record. The transcript has 3 exons. Gene Ontology annotation, cellular component: plasma membrane. Gene Ontology annotation, biological process: neuron projection extension; nervous system development. The coding region runs from base 234 to 740 and encodes 168 amino acids. Lineage: Eukaryota; Metazoa; Chordata; Actinopteri; Anabantiformes; Osphronemidae.
UUACUCUCUGUAAUGCAUCGGCCCCCUUCGCUGUUAAUCCAGCCGGGCUGUGCCUCUGUGCAUUGCUGUGCUUUUGCAAUCUGAUGAAUUCCCAACGGCGGCAGGACACGUCGCAUUUUAAGGCUACAACUUUAGACUCUUUGGAUUCGCAGCCAGUGGAACUAUCACAUCCGCGCUUCUGGGUCAGAGGUGGGACCCAGCUCAGCUCUACGGGACUCUGCUGAGCCAGAACCAUGAAGUCCCAGCCAGGCGCCACGACCAUGCUGCUGCCCAUCGCGCUCUGCCUCAGCUUGGUCCCUGUGAGUUUCGGAGCAGCCAUCCCCGUGUCAUGUGGCUCCAUCUACAAAAGCUUUGCUCAGUGUUUGGUCACACUGGGGGACAGUUUGGAGGAAACACAAAAAGACCAGACUACGCAGGACAUUGAUGCGAUCUGCAGGUCCUGGAACGCGUUCCACGUCUGUGCCAACUCCGCCCUGGCCGGCUGUCCCGGAGAGACAGCGGCUGUCUGGGAAUCUCUGAGGCAGGAGUCCAGGAAGACGCAGUUCUCUGGAAACCUCUACGACGUGUGCGCCAGCCGCACCACCCUCCCGCCCAGCACCGUGCCUGCCCCCCGCAGCCCCCCGCCCUCCGACCAGGCCAACCAGGAAACGCUGAAGGGCCGGACGCACGCGCUCAGCCCCGCUCACGCCACAGCGCUGGUCCCCGUGUGCAGCACGCUGCUAGUUCUGCUCAGGAGUUAGUGAGUGAGUGGAGCGAUGUGCUGACAGCUGGUGAUCAGAGUCCUGCACCUUGUACGACCCAUAAACACAGACUGAGACACUCAGACAAGUCAGGCUCGUCAUGAUUCAGUCACUCCCAACAACAGAAACAUGGAUCAUAGUGAAGGUUUUUGUUUGACCAAGAAUCUGAAUAAUAAUAAUAAUAAUAAUAAUAAUAAUAAUAAUAAUAAUAAUAAUAAUAAUAAUAAUAAUAAUAAUAAUAAUAAUCUAUUUUGACAGUCUUAUUAUUACACUGUCUGACUGUAGAUACGUUGUCGUCAAACAGAGAAAAUAAGCUAUUUUUAUUCUAACAUUGUUUGAAUUAUCUAUAUGUGUUGAAGUUGUUUUCUUUACUGGAGUAACAGUUUAUCCAGGGAGUGAAAAAGAGACACGCUUCAGCCUGUAUCAUCACGGCCGCAGGUGAUUCUAGGACAACAUAGAGAUUUUAGCAGCAGGUGUUCAGAUGUGCCCGUGAUCCAAUCAGGUGUGAUCCACGGUUUUAUCACACGGAGCGAAACUCUUUAGCUCGUCCACCAGGAAAUGGGAUUUCUUUGCGUUGCGUGGACGAUGCUGCUAAAUUGUAUCACUUUGUCAUUUCUGGUGGUCGUCUGGUCCAUAUGAUCUAUAUGUAACUAAAAUGCACCCUGUAGAUAUGUGGUGGGAGGAAAACGCUGUUGGGAGAGUUUUGUUCUGCACCCACUGCAUUUUGUUCAGUUUUUAUGCACCGUUCUAUAAUUUUUCCGCAGCAUUUCAGAGAAUCACUGCUUCAGUCAUGUUCAAAUCCAAAUUAAAGGUUCACUGAUGUGCACAACGCUGACUUCUAUUCCUUAAUCACAGCCAUACUGUCCGGGUUUGUUUCCGAGUGUGGGCUCCUGCAGCUGCUCUGUAACAGCGGCAGCGUGAGUGGAGUGAUCUCAUCUGUCUCCGUCCACAGCGGAGCAGGAUGCGCCUCGAACGCGUGGAGGAGCAGGGAACGCUGGCAGCAGGAGGACGGCGGUGACGACUGGUCGUGUGCACAGGGCUUCUGAAAUACAACCUGAACACGGGCUGCAGCAGAUCAGACGCUUCAGGAGUCCUCCGUUAAAACGCCGUGAGGCCUUAAGAUCAGCUUUAUGUGAAAGAAUGACAGUUCUCUGAGUAAACCGGUGUUUUGCAGUGAGUCAAAGAGUGAACGAAUUAGACAAAACCGCUCGCUCUAAUCUCCUGCUCUCACUUGAGGAAACCUGCGUCACCAUCAGGUCUUUGUGCCCAGCUGUUGGAAUGUUUCAGGCACAGAUUCCCCCUCUCGCUCCCCGUCUGCGCUGCAGGGCCCGGCCGGACACCAGCGAGGUGCAUUCAUGGGAUUCUGACCUGUGCUGUCUGACAACAGAUGGCGUUUGGCGUAAAGUUGAGAUUAGGAGCUCCACGUGUGGACGCCAGCGUUCAACACAUGACCAGGGCCUUGUUUCAGCAGAUUCAAACACUGGGAAUGUGUGACCUGCAUCUCACAACAUUUACAAGUAAUUGGAAAUUGUUACUUGUUGAUGUUCUUUAUAUAGUCACUUAUUUAUUGUGCAUAUUUAAUCAACUUUGGUGGAACAUUCACACACUGUAAAAUAUUUAAAGACUUUGAUAUUUACAUAUAAUAAAGCAUUCUGUAGUCUUUGCUGUAUGUUGGUUAUAUUGAAUAAAAUGAAAGCCUA